Molecule: messenger RNA, 3162 nt
Organism: Lagenorhynchus albirostris (white-beaked dolphin)
Lineage: Eukaryota; Metazoa; Chordata; Mammalia; Artiodactyla; Delphinidae
Gene: NFATC4
Product: nuclear factor of activated T cells 4
Exons: 10
Coding region: 102-2807 (901 amino acids)
Biological process (GO): cytokine production; calcineurin-NFAT signaling cascade; regulation of transcription by RNA polymerase II
Cellular component (GO): transcription regulator complex
Molecular function (GO): transcription factor binding; RNA polymerase II cis-regulatory region sequence-specific DNA binding; DNA-binding transcription factor activity, RNA polymerase II-specific
Source: RefSeq, a predicted model, not a curated record
GUCUCAGAGAAGGGAGGGCGGGAGCCACGGGUCAAGAUACUGCAGCCUCCUGAGAUCCCCCCUCCCACCCAGACCGGGACCUGGGGGCUCUGGCCGGAUCCAUGGGGGCAGCAAGCUGCGAGGAUGAGGAGCUGGAAUUUAAGCUGGUGUUCGGGGAGGAAAAGGAGGCCCCCCCGCUGGGCGCGGGGGGGUCGGGGGAAGAACUGGACUCAGAGGACACCCCACCAUGCUGCCGUCUGGGCCUGGGGGAGCCCCCUCCCUAUGGUGCUGCCCCUAUUGGCAUUCCCCGGCCCCCACCCCCUCGGCCUGGCAUGCACUCCCCACCACCCCGCCCGGCCCCCUCACCUGGCACUUGGGAGAGCCAGCCAGCCCGGUCAGUGAGGCUGGGGGGGCCGGGAGGGGGCUCCGGGGGGGCGGGGGGAGGCCGUGUUCUUGAGUGUCCCAGCAUCCGCAUCACCUCUAUCUCUCCCACUCCCGACCCGCCAGCUGCGCUGGAGGACAACCCAGAUGCCUGGGGGGAAGGAUCCCCCAGGGAUUACCCCCCACCAGAAGGCUUUGGAGGCUACCGAGAGGCGGGGGGCCAGGGCGGGGGUCCCUUCUUCAGCCCGAGCCCUGGCAGCAGCAGCCUGUCUUCCUGGAGCUUCUUCUCAGAUGCCUCUGACGAGGCAGCCUUGUAUGCAGCCUGUGACGAGGUGGAGUCUGAGCUAAAUGAGGCGGCCUCCCGCUUUGGCCUAGGCUCCCCACUGCCCUCACCCCGGGCCUCCCCUAGGCCGUGGACCCCCGAUGACCCCUGGAGCCUGUAUGGUCCGAGCCCUGGAGGCCGGGGUCCAGAGGAUAGCUGGCUACUCCUCAGCGCUCCUGGGCCCACCCCAGCUUCCCCACGACCUGCCUCUCCAUGUGGCAAGCGGCGCUAUUCCAGCUCAGGAACCCCAUCUUCGGCCUCCCCAGCUCUGUCCCGCCGAGGCAGCCUAGGGGAGGAGGGGCCUGAGCCACCUCCAGCACCCCCAUUGCCUCUGGUCCGGGACCCGGGCUCCCCUGGCCCCUUUGACUACACGGGGGCCCCACCAGCCGAGAGCAUCCCUCAGAAGACCCGGAGGACUUCCAGCGAGCAGGCGGUGGCCCUGCCUCGGUCUGAGGAGCCUGCCCCGUGCAAUGGGAAGCUGCCUUCGGGAGUAGAGGAGGCUGGGGCUCCUCCCGGGGGUCCUCGGAAGGAGGUUGCCGGCAUGGACUACCUGGCGGUGCCUUCCCCACUGGCUUGGUCCAAGGCCCGGACUGGGGGACACAGCCCCAUCUUCAGGACCUCUGCCCUCCCCCCGCUGGACUGGCCUCUGCCCAGCCAGUAUGAGCAGCUGGAGCUGAGGAUCGAGGUGCAGCCCAGAGCCCACCACCGGGCCCACUAUGAGACAGAGGGCAGCCGGGGAGCUGUCAAAGCUGCCCCUGGUGGUCACCCCAUUGUCAAGCUCCUAGGCUACAGUGAGAAGCCACUGACCCUACAGAUGUUCAUCGGCACCGCAGAUGAGAGGAACCUGCGACCUCACGCUUUCUAUCAGGUGCACCGUAUCACGGGCAAGAUGGUGGCCACGGCCAGCUACGAAGCUGUAGUCAGUGGUACCAAGGUGUUGGAGAUGACCCUGCUCCCUGAGAACAACAUGGCAGCCAACAUUGACUGUGCCGGAAUCCUGAAGCUUCGGAAUUCAGACAUUGAGCUGCGGAAGGGUGAGACGGACAUCGGGCGCAAGAACACACGCGUGCGGCUGGUAUUCAGGGUACACGUGCCCCAAGGCAGCGGGAAGGUCAUCUCGGUGCAGACAGCAUCGGUGCCCAUCGAGUGCUCCCAGCGCUCAGCUCAGGAGCUGCCCCAGGUGGAGGCCUACAGCCCCAGUGCCUGCUCCGUGACGGGAGGGGAGGAACUAGUGCUGACUGGCUCCAACUUCCUGCCUGACUCCAAGGUGGUGUUCAUCGAGAGGGGCCCUGACGGAAAGCUGCAAUGGGAGGAGGAGGCCACAGUGAACCGGUUGCAGAGCAAUGAGGUGACGCUGACCCUGACCAUCCCUGAGUACAGCAACAAGCGGGUGUCCCGGCCAGUCCAGGUCUACUUUUACGUCUCCAACGGGCGGAGGAAGCGCAGUCCUACCCAGAGUUUCAAGUUCCUGCCUGUGAUCUUCAAGGAGGAGCCUCUACCGGACGCAUCUCUCCGGGGCUUCCCUUCAGCAUCGGGCCCCCACUUUGGCUCUGACAUGGACUUCUCACCACCCAGGCCCCCCUACCCCUCCUAUCCCCAUGAAGACCCUGCUUAUGAAACUCCUUACCUGUCAGAAGGCUUCAGCUAUGGCACGCCCCCUCUGUACCCCCAGACGGGGCCCCCGCCAUCCUACAGACCUGGCCCGCGGAUGUUCCCUGAGACUGGGGGUACCACAGGUUGCGCCCGCCCACCUCCAGUCUCAUUCCUUCCCCGGCCCUUCCCUAGCGACCCCUAUGGAGGACGGGGCUCCCCCUUUCCCCUGGGGCUGCCGUUCCCUCCUCCAGCCCCCUUCCGGCCUCCACUACCUGCAUCCCCACCACUUGAAGGCCCCUUCGCUCCCCAGAGCAGUGUUCACCCCCCACCUGCUGAGGGUUACAGUGAGGUAGGGCCGAGCUAUGGCCCUGGGGAGGGGGCUCCGGAGCAGGAGAAGUCCAGGGGUGGCUACGGCGGCAGCUUCCGAGACAGUGUCCCUAUCCAGGGUAUCACGCUGGAGGAAGUGAGUGAGAUCAUUGGCCGAGACCUGAGUGGCUUCCCUGCACCUCCUGGAGAAGAGCCUCCCGCCUGAACCAUCGCCUGACCCCCGCUCCCCCCUGCCCUGCCCACUUUCCCUUCAUCCUGGGAUGGCGGUUCCAGAGGCUUGGGGGCCAAUCUGGUUCCUCUUUCCCCAGUUUCUUGCCUGCUCUCCCCUGCCCUCCCUUCCCUCCCCUAGCUGAGGUGUGGCCCCCGGGGCCUGGUGCUGCCUUGGAGGGCUGGGGGCGGGGGAAUGUGGAGGCCUGGGAUGGGGGUGGACCCUGGGGGGUUACUGGGAGCGAGGACUGGAGGACUGCCGGGAGUGAAGGCCGUGUCUAGAUUGUGUACAGCCCACGGUGCUGGGAGGCUGGGGCCAGGUUGAUGGGUAAUAAACUGCUCGCUGACUAGUG